AUGAAGCCUGUUGUGAGUGCCAUGCAAGCAUGGUCUUGCUUUGUUAUUUCGGUAUUUGCCAUCGUUAUUCUCUCUGUCCUCGGCUUCCUCUUCCGGGGUAACCACCCCGAGCUCGUUGGCGGCGAGGAGGAUCCCGCAGACGGGCCAGCAGUUGCAGCCACCGUCUUCACGGCCGUUAUCAUUUACGCGACGGGCGUCUGGCGUGGUAGCGGCGUAUUGGUGCAAUCCAAUGGAUGCAUUGCCUUCUCUCCUUCGGCCCAUAUGCCCGGCAUCGCAACCGUCUUCAGGGUAACUUCGAUCCGAAGGUGGUGGGGUGAGGAUCUGGUCUGGUCGAGUCUCUGGCCUUCAGGCGGUUGGGUGGUUUUACCGAAAACGACCCGUGGAAACCAGCAGCAAAACAACAACUAG
Molecule: messenger RNA, 408 nt
Organism: Chaetomium globosum CBS 148.51
Lineage: Eukaryota; Fungi; Ascomycota; Sordariomycetes; Sordariales; Chaetomiaceae
Exons: 3
Coding region: 1-408 (135 amino acids)
Source: RefSeq, a predicted model, not a curated record